Molecule: messenger RNA, 2073 nt
Organism: Abrus precatorius (Indian licorice)
Lineage: Eukaryota; Viridiplantae; Streptophyta; Magnoliopsida; Fabales; Fabaceae
Product: 65-kDa microtubule-associated protein 3-like
Exons: 12
Coding region: 1-2073 (690 amino acids)
Biological process (GO): microtubule cytoskeleton organization
Cellular component (GO): spindle; cytoplasm
Molecular function (GO): microtubule binding
Source: RefSeq, a predicted model, not a curated record
AUGUUGAGCAACCGAAGCAGUCAGUUUUUUCAUCAAGAAACAACGUGUGAUUUGUUGCUGAAAGAACUACAGAUAAUAUGGGAUGAACUUGGAGAGUCUGGUUCUCAAAGGGAUGCAAUGUUGCUGGAAAUAGAACAGAAGUGUCUGGAGUUGUAUAGAAAAAAAGUGGAUGAAGCCAAACAGUGUAGAGCACAAAUUCAGCAAGAGAUUGCUGAUUAUGAAGCAGAAAUUGCUGGCAUUUGUGCGGCUAUAGGUGAACACCCGUUUUAUUUGGAGCCAAAGUCUGGUACAAGCUUGAAGAAAGAACGUGAAACUGUUGUUUCUCAACUUGAGGAGAUGCACAAGCUGAAAACAGAAAGGAAGAAACAGUUUUUAGAAGUCUUAUGUCAGUUACAGAAUAUUUCCAGUGAGCUUCAUGGCUCUGUGGAGGUUAAUGCAUAUUUAGAUGAGAACAACUUGUCUUUGAAAAGACUAGAAGAAUUACAGAAGCAGUUACUUCAAUUUCAAAAUGAAAAGGCCAGUCGACUGAAGCAGGUAUCUGACCAAUUGAACACUCUUAACUCGUUGUGCUUGGUCCUUGGUUUGAAUUUCAAAGACAAAAUUUGUGAGAUUUGCCCCACUAUGACUAAUUCCACUGUGACAAAAGAUGUAAGUGACAAUACAAUUAAGAAUUGGACUUCUGAAAUACAAAGUUUAAGAGAGGUUAAAAUACAGAGAAUGCAGAAGCUUAAAGGUUUUGCAGCUGCACUAUUAGAGAUGUGGGAUUUGAUGGAUACACCAAUUGAGGAACAGCAGAAAUUUCACAACGUCACCAGUAAAAUUGCUGCUUUGGAAUCUGAAUUUACUGAGUCUAACAUGCUCUCAAUUGACUCCAUUAUCUAUGUUGAGAGAGAAGUUAAAAGGCUUCAACUACUUAAAUCAACGAAAAUGAAAGAACUUGUACUGCGAAAGAAAUUGGAGUUGGAGGAAAUAUGCAGAAAAACACAUCUGACUAUACAAACAGUUUUUCCAAGCGAACAUUCAAUUGAAUUAGACUCCGAUUCUGUAAACCAUGAAAACCUGUUGGAACAAAUUGAGCUCCAAAUUACCAAGAUAAAAGAAGAAGCCCUUGGCAGGAAAGAAAUCCUUGAAAAGGUUGAGAAGUGGUUGGCUGCUAGUCAAGAAGAAAGUUGGCUGGAGGAGUACAACAGGGAUGAUAAUCGUUAUAAUGCUGGACGAGGUGCACAUCUUGCCUUAAAACGUGCUGAGAAGGCUCGUGCUUUAUUGAGUAAACUUCCUGGCAUGGUAGAGGCAAUAAUUUUAAAAGUUAAAGCUUGGGAGAAAGAAAGAGGAUGCGAGUUUUCGUAUGGAGGAAGCCGGCUACUUUCCAUGCUUGAAGAUUACAGCUCCUUGAGGCAGGAGAAAGAGAAUGAAAGGCAAAGGCAGAGGGAUCAAAAGAGAAUUCAGGGGCAGCUGAUGGCAGAGCAUGAAACACUAUUUGGCUCAAAACCCAGCCCGUCUAAAAGUGGGAGAAGAGCUUCCAGAUGUUCAACAGGAGUUCCAAGUAUCAGAAAAUUGUCCAUUGGUGGGGCAUUGCUUCAGGAUCCAAGACAAGCCACUCUUAUUCAACAAUCUACUAAAAAGGGAAAAGGUAACUGUAAAGUUAUUGGUCAUUCAGUGAAGACUGCAUGCAGUGCAGAAAGGGGUGUUGAAAUUCAGUCACCAUUGACUAGGAAGCCCCUCUCUCCUCUUUCUCCUACACUCCUGUCUAAAGCCAACAUAUCGAACUUUCUAGAAGACCAAAGAAAAUUACAGAAUGUAGCAACACAAGCAAAACAGCACAAAAAUCAAAUGGUAACAGGAACUCCACCUUCCAGGCCAUAUAUAGCUGGUGAUGAAGAAAACAUGACACCAAAGAAUCUUGGACUUCCAGUGCCUCCCACUCCUUUAACUUCAGUCCCUAUGUUGACUGCCACUACACCAGAUAGUGUGUAUUCUGGUUGCACUGCUGCUUCAAGGACUAGUCAAUCAUUUGAGUAUUCAUUUGAGGAGGUCAGAGCUGGUUUUACCCUUCCUAAAACCUAUGCUCAAUGA